AUGUCUUGCUUCCCAAGUGUUGCACAACUUUUCACCUCUUGUCUAAUAUUGAGCACCCUCACUCAAGCAUCGACCCCCAUAAUCGUCAAGAACGUCACUAUAUUAGGACCACAGCUCACUCCAGAUGUAACCAACGUAUCGCGAGACGGUGGUUACUCGGCACUGGUCAACGGAAACAUUGUCUGGCUUUAUGAUGACACAGAAUGCAUGGACACGCAAGGAAAUCAAUUGUCUUUUGUUUCCAAUACUGCCGCUUAUGCGAAUCAACCGGACAGCGAUGUUGCCACCGUUGCCGAUUUUGGGGUUGUCAACUUGGGGACCAACCCUGACGGAAGCCCGAAGACGGCGAUACUUGCCCAUACCACUGUCGGCACCGGUGGUUGGAUUCCUUUCCAGCCGGACGAGUUGCAGUACAACGAGCAGAUGAACGGCAAAGAAAGAGUAGCAAUAUGGCCUGGCACAUCUCCUACGCCCGUCAGUACCACACAAGCUUUCCUCUACGCACCACUAGUCUAUGUGGAUAGCAAGCCUCAAGAUCCUUCGAAAGAAUACCAAGCUCGCGGCAUGACCUUGAUUACCAUCACAGCACCAAAUACUGGACCUGUCGCUGCUCGCCAAGGUGAUCUCAUCAUCCCAGGAACUGAAGUUGCGUAUGGAGGCUUUUCAUCAAUCCUUGGCUACAAGAGUACCGAUACAGCCACAGACAAAGACUUGGGCAAUCGUGAUGUUUAUCUGCUUGGCAUGACUGCCUCCGGUCUCCAGCUCGCUCGAGUCGGUAUGAAUAGCCUGAGCGAUUUUUCAAAGUACACGUUCUGGGAUCCACAAGGCCAGAACUUCUCGGCUAGCCCCCCAAAACCAAGUCUCCAAGACGCCGCACAAAUCUACCUGCCCGGUACGUUCUCGUCUGGAAGUGUAUUCUACAGUCCAUACUUCAAGACCUUCAUCAUGGUGUAUUUCAACAAGAUGGUCGAUUCCACCUUCUAUGUACGGUAUAUACAGCUCGACGGUCCGCUGGGACAUGAUGCGACAUGGAUCGUAGGAGGCAAGAACGGCAAGGGAAUAGAAGCAGAAGAUGCGGAGGCAUUGGUCAGAUAUACCUGGUCCGCCGAGCAGAAGCUGUACGCAUCACCCUCUGGCCCGGGGGGAUUCAACUACGCCGGCAUGGCUCAUCCUGAGUAUUUCAACACGCAAUACUUCCCUCAAUCCUUAUACCCAAUAACCAGUCCCCAAAAACAACAAGUCAAUGGGUGGUAUGGCCCGGCUAGUGCUGGUGUAGAUGGUAAGAGCCUUUUGCUUAGCUGGACUUCUCAGGAUGUUGGAGGAACGAACAACGGGGUCUACCGGAUUCAACUUGCAAUGCUCGAAUUUGAUAAUAUCCCUUUGGAAACAAAUCCUGACCCAUCGGCCACCGCGGGCACAACAACAUCGUCAGGCACGCCAAGUGCGACUUCCACGCACAUCAAGAAGCCCCCCAGCAACCCUGUCAGCUCAAUACUCAGCAUAGUAGAGCAUGGAACUGCUGCGCAUGCGUUCAGCAGGGGACUCCUUCAUGGGUUUGCCGUCUACAUUUUGGCUAUGCACAUGUUGCUUUGUACGAGGGUGCGUGGAAGGAUAAUAUGA
Messenger RNA from Letharia columbiana, 1620 nucleotides. RefSeq lists its product as uncharacterized. Bases 1 to 1620 code for a protein of 539 amino acids. NCBI's taxonomy places the organism in Eukaryota, Fungi, Ascomycota, Lecanoromycetes, Lecanorales, Parmeliaceae. The transcript is spliced from 3 exons. The record is from RefSeq and is a predicted model, not a curated record.